AUGAAAAACUCAUCAUCAAAAAAUUCUACGAAUAAAAAGCGACAAUCAACAAUAGUGACAAGUAGAUGUAAAGUUUGUGGAGCACCAGCUCAAUAUUCAUAUUAUGGUGCUGUUGCAUGUCAUGCAUGUAAAGCAUUUUUCAAACGAAAUGCUGAACAUGGACAGGAAGUAUUGAAAUGUGAUUGGAAUAGUCAUUGUGAAGUAAAUGUGAAUAAUCGUCACGUAUGUUCUUAUUGUCGACUUAUGAAAUGUUUUGCAAGUGGAAUGCAAACUGGCAUGUUUCGAUCAUUUUAUCAAAAAAAGAAAGAGACAAGUCAAAAAAGAAAAGCAAUGGACAGUCACAUAGAAACACCAUCAACAACUUUGAUUCCAUUGACUCAACCUGAACAGGUGAGAUUAUUUGAUUAUCAUACUUAAGAAUGGAAUUUCUAUUGGUAUGAAUAAAAUCUUACAAUUUGGAUCAUUAUUUAUCUCAAUCGAUUAUAGUCUUCUAGAAAAUGAUAAAACCCUAGUUAAUUUCAAACUGAAUGCCUAUGAAGACUUUUCUGUUCAAGAUUCUUCGAGAACCAUUGAGCAAAAACUUCUACAACCCCUAAACCACAUAGAAUUUGAUGAGCAGAAUAAUCGUCGUUAUAAAUACAGAAUCCUUCAAUGUUUCCCUUCUCAGAAAAGUUUAAAGUGUAAGAUUUUAUAAAAAUUGAGUGUAGGACAAUUGGACGACGUCAAUUGAUCAUAAUGCUCAAAAAUGCGAUUAAAAAGACAUUUUUAUUAGUUUUUCAAAGAAAUAAAUCAGAGAAGUCCACAAAGUAAUCAUCUGUCUAUCGAAUGACAAGGAACAUCAAAUAUGACUAUAAAUAAGAAUAGUUCAUAAAUUCUUCUAUUUGUGCAUGAAGUAUUUACAUCACAUCAAAUACUAGUUGCUUUAAAAUCUUUGCAUAACUCAAUAUAAUUGUUCAUUAUAUAGAGACUUUUAUUUGCUGCGAUUUUCAUUAUUUUGCGAUUGAUACAGUUUUUAUAUUCUCAUAACACUUCAAAAUAUCUAACAGGGAAAUGAUAAAAUACAAUUGUCGUUUACCAAUAUAAUUAUCUACUUUUCAGAUCCAUAACAAACAUCUUCAUUUUUUACAUGUAAAUCGUCUGCUCAGCCUCAUCCCCACUUUCACCCUCACACUGUACUCGGCUGUAUGAUUACAUCAUAUGUUUGUAAAUGGAAACUUUAUAGAAAGUGAAAUAGAACUAAGUUUCUGUUAAACAU
Messenger RNA from Rotaria sordida, 1255 nucleotides. The record is from the annotation of a GenBank genome assembly. Lineage: Eukaryota; Metazoa; Rotifera; Eurotatoria; Philodinida; Philodinidae.